GUGUCACACCCUGCCCUCCCUCCCGAGGUGGCCCCAGCGGUGGCCGCACAGGACCGGGCCCUGGCAGCCCUGGUGGCCCUGGCCGAGGCCUUGGGGACACCGGACAGCGUCCCCGUGGCACUGGCUGAGGCCGAGGCCGCGCUGAGCCAGGCCCAGGUGGCCAUGAAGGGGCUGGAGGCAGCCCAGGAGGCCGCGGUGGCCCCGGCGGUGGCCCUGGGGACCCUGGGGGACGAGGACGAGCAGCGGCUCUGGUGGCUCGCGGCCAUGGCCGAGGCGGCAGCGGCGGCGCUGGGACGCGAGGAGGAACGGGCACGGCGGUGGCAGCGCUGGCUGCGGGCUGGGCACGGGGUCACCAUGGGGCUGAUGGUGCUGUGCGGGGCCGUGUUGUCCCUGGACUCGGCCCGCGCCGCCCUGGGGGUGACCGAGGACUGUCACCUGCUGCUGGCCCUGACUGUGGUGGCCGUGUCCUGCGAGGUGGCCUGGCGGGGCUUGGGGACAUCGCGGCGUCACCUGGCCACCGCUGCGGACCACCAGCGGGACAUGGCCCUGCGCCUGCGGGACCGCGCCCGGCGGGUGGCGGCCACCAGGGCCAGCGCCGAGGCCGCCGCGGCCACCAACGAGGCCACUGCGGACGCGCUGGGGCGGCUGGAGAAGGUGACGCGGGACCUGAAGACGUUGGUGGCCGCUGUCAACCAGGAUAGGGAGGUGACGCCGUGGGGGACACGGGGACAGGGCUUCCCCAGCGCUGCCCGGGCGCUCGGGGACAUCGUAGGGACGUGGAGGGAGGUGGACAAGGAGGUGGCGCGGAGGCUGGAGGCGGCCCAUAGAGCGCUGGUGGGGCAGGGGUAG
Molecule: messenger RNA, 849 nt
Organism: Pyrgilauda ruficollis (rufous-necked snowfinch)
Lineage: Eukaryota; Metazoa; Chordata; Aves; Passeriformes; Passeridae
Exons: 2
Source: RefSeq, a predicted model, not a curated record